Physella acuta is the source of this 1821-nucleotide messenger RNA. RefSeq names its product histone acetyltransferase type B catalytic subunit. Gene Ontology annotation, cellular component: nucleus. Gene Ontology annotation, molecular function: histone binding; histone acetyltransferase activity. Lineage: Eukaryota; Metazoa; Mollusca; Gastropoda; Physidae. The record is from RefSeq and is a predicted model, not a curated record. Gene Ontology annotation, biological process: subtelomeric heterochromatin formation.
GUCAAUUGGCCUAAAAAAAAAAAAAGUUUCCUUAUUCGCGUUUAACUUUUUGUUUGCGGCAAAUCAAAACAUGGCGGACCUAACUCUAGCCAGAAAGAAUGAACUGGAAGAAUUUAAGAGUGAUGCAAAUGACGUCUUAAAGUUUAAGCUGGUUAGAAAACCAGAGGACAUAGAAGAUGAAAGUAAAAGCUUUGGGCCAGAUAUGUCACAUCAAAUCUUUGGAGAUGCGGAAAUAAUUUUCGGCUACAAAAAUCUGAAAGUGUUGUUAUAUUACACAGCAGCCAAGCUAAUACCUUACUUUCAGAUUUCAUUCAGUGAAAAGUGCAAUGUGAAAAAAUCUGGUGUACCUCCUGAUAAUGUUGAGAAAAUUAUGGCAGCUGAAUUGCCACCAAAAUAUUUGACAAACCUAGACACAUUCCGAGCUGCUUUGGAGGAAGAAGACAAGUUUGAGCCUUUUGGGCAAAUGAUUGAUGCAUACACACUAAAAACAAGAGGUGGUGAAGAAAAGCAAUUUGAGGUCUAUUUUGUGAAGAUAGAGGAGCCCGGAUUUAGAGAGUAUCAUGCUCGUCUUCAGUCGUUCAUCAAGUUUUAUAUUGAUGCUGCAUCGUACAUUGAUGUUGAUGAUGAACAGUGGGAUUAUUUCGUUUUAUUUGAAAAAUACAAAGAAGACGGCAGACAGAAAUAUGCGGUGGCAGGAUACAUGACAGUCUUUAACUUUUAUGCUUACCCAUCCAGGAUUCGACCCAGAAUAAGUCAGGUACUAGUGCUUCCCCCUUUUCAAAAGAUGGGACUCUGUGCCAAGCUGAUUCAAACUUUCUACAACAUGUGUUAUAGCAAGCCAGAGAUACUUGAUAUUACAGUUGAGGACCCCUCAGAGAACUUCCAGAGAGUCAGAGACUAUGUGGACGCCAAAAACUGUCAGAAGCUGAAGAGUUUCCAAGCUGGGGAGCUGCUUAAAGGGUUCUCACACGAGAUGGUCCACGAAGCCCAAACCAAACUCAAGUUGAGCAAGCUGCAGGCUAGAAGGGUGUAUGAGAUCUUGAGGCUCAAGGCAACAGACCAGAGUAACAAGGACAUGUUCAGGGCGUACAGGCUGGACGUCAAGAGACGCCUCAACAUUCCUUUCUUGAAAAACCGCAGAACUUACCAGAAACUGGAGAAGAGUCUCAAUGCAGAGGAGUUAACCCAGACUUUAGGGAUGAUGAAAAACGAACAAAAAUUUCAGUACCUAGAGAACAAUUUUCAGGAGGAUUUAUCAGCCUACAAACAUGUUCUGGACAGACUUGCCACACUGCAAUAAUUUAUUUUUUGGUCUCAAUGCGGGUAUAAAAUUCUUCGUUCUGAUUAGGAAAUCACUACACAGUGACUUUUUUUAGAUUGUUUUCCAUCACAUCUAAGUUUUUCUUCUGUGUGAAGAAUCUAAUUAUUUGAUCAAUAAUUGAAAGAACAAGUAAAUUUAUUUAUACACAGCUUUUAAGUGUAUUGAAAAUAUUUCUUUGAAAGGAUCUCUUAUUAUAAAUACUAACCAAUUAUUACAGCUAUGUUUUAUAUUUGUUCUAUUAUAAAUUUGGAUAGCCAUAUUUGUUGCAGUAUUUAUAACUUUUACAAUGAAAUGUUGAAAGCUUGAUACGGGCAUUAAUUAGCUGCUUCUCAUACACAGUGAAGUGAAUAGUUUGUGGUUGUGUUCAGUGCACUGUUGAUAGGUUGAACUUGUGUGUUGAUUGUUGUGUUGUCCAUGUUGGAUCAACAGUUGUUGUGUAGCUGAUGCUGAGUGAACUUGUUGAUAAUAGUUGUAAAUACAAUAAAUCCAUUGGAUGGUGA